This is a messenger RNA of Zingiber officinale, 4547 nucleotides long. RefSeq names its product squamosa promoter-binding-like protein 15. Lineage: Eukaryota; Viridiplantae; Streptophyta; Magnoliopsida; Zingiberales; Zingiberaceae. Gene Ontology annotation, cellular component: nucleus. Gene Ontology annotation, molecular function: DNA binding. Bases 377 to 3631 code for a protein of 1084 amino acids. The transcript has 11 exons. The record is from RefSeq and is a predicted model, not a curated record.
CUUAGUGUCUUAUUACGUUCCCUGCCACGCCGCCGCUUCCUGGUGGCAAGAGCGGGGGGAGAGAGAGAGAGAGAGAGAGAGAGAGAGAGAGAAGAAGAGUUCCAACCAGAGAGAGAAGGGAGAGCGAACUUAGUCGUCCGGAUCUGUUCUUCCCUGCGAUCCUGUGCGCAGCUACUUCGUUUCGGGGUGAGAGAGAACGAGUUCAAGCUUACGAUCUGUUCGUUCGUCCGACUAUGUUGGCCUUGAGAAGCGUGAGAGUUGGAUUGGAAUAUGCGGAAGAAUGGAUCGGAGGUAGACGGUAGUGUUUUGACGAAAAAGGUGGUGUUUUUUUUUGGAGCGAUCGAGGGGGACUUAGGGUUCGUUUCGUCCGGCAGCAAUGGAGGGAGAGGUCGGUGCACAGGUUGCUCCUCCUAUCUUCUUUCACCACCACCAGGCCCUUCCCGUUUCCCUCCGUGACGCUCCUCUUCUCGCGAAGAAGCGAGACUUUCCAUGGAAAAGUUCCGUUUUUCAGCACAACCGACUGCCGGAGAACCAGGAGCACACGAUGAGCGCUUCUGUUGCGAAUCCCGUUAGUAAUUGGAAUCCCAAUAUGUGGAAUUGGGACAGCGUGCAGUUCACACCCACGCCUGCGUCCGACACCGCGGACGUCAUCUGCCUGGGAUCUCAGUCAUCUUCCGCGGCCGCUGCUAUUGUCGAUCAGAAGAAAGGGGACGAGAGCUCGUUACUUGUAAGAAGUAUGGAAGAGGACGAUGAAAGGCUAGUGCUGAAGCUUGGAGGCGGAGGAUGCUUGGCAGAGGAGCCUGCUGCAAGGCCUAACAAGCGGGUCCGGUCUGGCUCACCGGGGUGCAGCAACUACCCGAUGUGUCAGGUUGAUGAUUGCCGCACGGAUCUGUCGAGCGCCAAGGAUUACCACAGGCGCCAUAAGGUGUGUGAGGUGCACAGCAAGACUGCCAAGGCCCUUGUUGGGAACCAGAUGCAGAGAUUCUGCCAACAGUGCAGCAGAUUCCAUCCUCUUUCUGCGUUUGAUGAGGGAAAGAGAAGCUGUAGAAGGCGGCUUGCAGGUCACAAUCGGCGCAGAAGGAAGACACAACCAGAAGUUGCUUCUCCUAUGCUGCAGCCUAUGAACCAAGAAAAUUCAGCAAGUGGGCAUCUGGAUAUUGUUAACUUGUUGUCUAUGCUUGCACGCUUGGAAGGUAACUCUCAAGACAAACAGACAAACAUCCCUCUGUUUGAAAGGGACCGACUUGUCCAGUUUAUCAGUAAAUUAAGCGCUUCAAAUAGUGGAAACCCUUCUGCCAGAUCUUUGGAGCCUGGAGGUUUUGAUUUGAACGUAUCUCAAGAUGCACCACUAGUCUCAAUUGAGAAGUCGAUUAAGGAGAUUGGGGAGAUAAAUUCUCCAUCCGCCACCACUAAGCUACUGACAGUUUUAUCGGCAGCAAUAGCAGCUACUACUGCUGCUGCCCCUGCAACUGUUUCCCAAAGGAGCAGCCAAAGUAGUGGCAAUGAUAAGGCUAAGGUUCAAAAUGCUGAACCCUCUGGUGAUGCUAAUUCUCACAAUAAAUCAACCCAUAUGCUUCCGUCAGUUGGUGUCUUGCCAGACAACCUCAUCAGCAAAUCUACAGUCGGUGCAUGUCACCAGAUAGUUCAGCAAACCCGUCAGAGCUUACCUUUGCAACUUUUUGGACCUGUUGAGUAUGAUAAUCCUCCUGAACUUGGUUCUGCAAUUAAAUAUUUAUCAUCUGAAAGUAGCAACCCUUUGGAAGAGAGAUCUCCAUCAUCUUCUCCACCUGUUACAAAGAAGUUGUUCCCUCUGCAUUCAACAUUGGAAGGAACAAAGUAUGCACAAGCACUAGAAUGUAGGGAAGAAAAUGCAACUGUCGAACUGAGUAGUAUUAAUGGUGGAAGUGCGCCACUUGAGCUAUUUAGAGUGUCAGAAAUGCAAACAGAAAAUGCUACUGCCCAGAGACUACCAUCUCGAGGUGGUUACAAAUCCUCUGGUUCAGAUCACUCCCCAUCUAGUUCCAACUCUGAUGCUCAGGAUCGGACUGGACGGAUAAUUUUCAAGCUUUUUGGCAAGGAUCCAAGUAGUUUCCCUGAUACACUACGUUCUCAGGUAUUUAAUUGGCUCUCACACAGCCCUUCAGAUAUGGAGAGUUACAUCAGGCCUGGUUGCAUAGUCUUAUCUAUCUACUUAUCAAUGCCAUCAGUUGCAUGGGAAGAAUUUGAAGAUGAUCUUCUUGAACGUGUUGUGUCACUAGUUCAAUUUCCUGAAACUGAUUUCUGGCGAAAUGGAAGGUUUUUACUUCGGACAAAUCGACAGUUAGUGUCACACAAGGACGCGAAGAUCCGCAUAUCUAGGACUUGGAAGGCAUGGAGUGCACCGGAGUUGACAUCUGUGUCACCAGUUGCUGUUGUAGUUGGGCAGAAAACAUCCCUUCUUCUGAAAGGUCGCAAUUUGACUGUUCCUGGAACCAAGAUUCAUUGCACUUAUAUGGGUAAAUACAUGUCAAAAGAAAUUCUCUGCUCAACAUAUCCUGGCACCAUAUAUGAUGAUUCUUGCGUUGAGAGGUUUGACUUCCCAGGAGGAUCUCCUGAGGGAUUUAGUCGAUGUUUCAUUGAGGUGGAAAAUGGUUUCAAGGGGAACAGCUUUCCCGUCAUUAUUGCCAAUGUUAGCAUUUGUCAGGAGUUGAGAACCCUUGAAGCAGAUUUUGAAGAUGCUCUCCUAUCAGAUGGCAUCACAGAGGAACAAGUUAGUAAUAGUCCCCGUUACAGGUCAAAGGAGGAUAGUCUGCAUUUCCUAAAUGAGCUUGGAUGGCUGUUUCAAAGGACACAAAAAUCAUCCAGUCUCUCCUUUUCUAAUUUCUCAAGUUCCCGGUUGAAGUACCUUCUGACCUUUUCAGUCGAACGUGAUUGGUGCACUCUUAUUCAAGCUCUUUUGGAUAUUCUUGUGGAAAGAAGCUUAAAUGAUGAUGCGUUAAAACAGGAGUCACUAGAACUUCUUUCAGAAAUUGACCUAUUGAGCCGAGCAGUUAAGAGAAAGUGCAGAAAAAUGGUAGACCUUCUCAUCCAGUAUUAUGUGACUCAAGGGAAAGAUGCAACGAAGGUGUAUCUUUUCUCUCCAAGCAUGGCUGGCCCUGGUGGGAUUACCCCAUUGCAUAUGGCUGCAUCUAUGCAGGACUCAGAGGAUUUGGUUGAUGCACUCACUAAUGAUCCGCAAGAAAUCGGGUUGAAGUGCUGGACUUCGUUACUCGACGAGAAUGAUCGGUCCCCCUAUAUGUAUUCAUUGCUGAGGAACAAUAUUUCCUAUAACAAUCUGAUAUUCAGGAAGCUUGGUGACAGGACAAAUGGCCAAUUGACAAUUCCAGUAAGAGAUGGAGCAGUGGUAGGAGUAUCAAUCACACAGGGUGCCCAAACUGUGACAUCGAUUUCGUGCGCUCAAUGUGCCAUGAUCGGGGCUAGACAGCUUAGGCGAUCCCCCCGAACCAAGGGGCUUCUUCAGCGGCCUUAUGUCCACUCAAUGCUUGCAAUAGCUGCCGUCUGCGUCUGCGUUUGCUUGUGCUUCCGAGGUUUACCACAGAUUGGAUCAGUAGAGCCAUUCAAGUGGGAGAAUCUAGACUUCGGCCCAAGGUAGCUGCCUAAGAGUUAAUUGUACAAAUUCAAAGAGACUAAAUAUCAGUCAAAGUAUAAUCCUUGCACGAGGCACCUUUAACCCUGCUCAACUCCUUCAAUGCCCUUGUGGGUUCAGCAACAGGCAGGGGCAAAGAGGAGCAAUGCAAAGCCUCGUUUGAGCAUUUCCCGUGUAACCCAAGGAGGGAAUUUUGGUAAGAAGAAAUGCAAAAUAAAGGCUCCCCCAGACUUGAUGUGUGAAUAAAGGAGCACAGAAUGAUGGCCUUUGUGGAUCUAUAUCCUUUCUCUUUUUUCUCACAAGUUGGUAAUUGUUGUUUUUGGAGACUUCACCAGUGAAACAAGUCCAUGGAUUGUAUCAGCAACAGAUGAAUCAACAGAUGGGCACUGAUUAUUCUUUGCUUUAGCUUUCUGAAAGCAUUUAUCUGGUGACACAGCAGGAGCUGAGCUGGUGGGCAACUGAUACACUUAACAUCUCUAUCUCCUUUUGCAUCUUUGUGUGGAUGAGUGCUGUGCUGUGCUGCUUUGCCCUGGGACUUAUCUGUUGGUCAGUUGAUCAUUGGUGGCAUUAGAAAGUUGGUGGAUUGGGGGGAAGAGAGAACAUGUGUAGGGCCAUGGCCAUGGCUCUUGAGAUCGUCAAUGGUUGGGGGUACAAGUGCUCACCAUGCUUUUUUCACGUUUUGUUCCUUUGCAAAAGAAAUAAAUGUUCAAUGGAGAAGAGGGAGAAUUGGUGUUGCAUAGUGAGAGGAGAGUGAAAAGAAAGGUAAGAAUUCAUUGCUAAUAUUAAAUGACAAUGACAAAGUGAGGUUUUAUUGUGUCAUUUCUUCACUUUGUACCUUUUUGUUGUUGAAAACUCAACGAGAGUAGUCUUGUUGUACAUCUUGUGCACUUUUUUUAUAAUUAUAUUAUCUUCAUUUUCGAAA